Coffea arabica (coffee) is the source of this 828-nucleotide messenger RNA. RefSeq lists its product as uncharacterized. Lineage: Eukaryota; Viridiplantae; Streptophyta; Magnoliopsida; Gentianales; Rubiaceae. The record is from RefSeq and is a predicted model, not a curated record.
GGAAAAGUGCAAGCGAUCAUCAAUUCAGCAUCUCCUUGUUUUGUUCAUCACAUAGUAGCAUUAGUAUAUGCUAGUAAAAGUUCUUUCUGGUACUCCACUCCACCACAUAGCUUAUAGCUAGAGAAUCAAUUAAUGGCUGUGAGAUACUCGAUUUCUGUUUCUGCUCCCAUCAUCAUCCAAGAUCCUGCUUCCAGAAAGCCCGCGAGCAUAGUGAUGAUGAGUGCAGAGAAUCACAUAUCAGUCAACAGCACUGGAAGUAGUAUUAGCACAACUCCCUUUCCGAUCAGAUCACCUACAAGAAACAAGGUUUUUGAGGAUCCAUCCAAUGGAAUCGUCUGUUACAGAGAAGAAAAUGGGGAGAUAACAUGUGAAGGAAUCGAUGAAGGUCCUCGUCUACACCAUCUUUCUUCAAGAUUCACUGCUAUUAAUCAAAGGUACACGAGAAGCAGAGAUCAUUGACCUACUGGAAAGAAGUUUGCUUCAAGUGGUGGACAGUGACAAGACGUAAUUAGGCAAAGGCUGAGACAGGACACGGUGCCGCGGCGAGGCAACAGCAUCAAUCCGGACUGUAAUAAUCGAUGGCUGCUUCCUUCAUCUCAUUCUUCUGCUCAAUCCUCAGUUUCUGCAUAAAACAUAAUACUUGUAUAUACAGUCUUGCACCCAAUUGAUCCUUGGGUUAUGUACGAUGAAACUGACCGAGCAAAGAUCAACAAAUUCUGGAUGGUCUGUUUUGUUGUAAAGAUAGAAUGUUGGCCUUUCAAUAUCACGGCCACCAUGGUAUUAGCAGCUGGUAUAACCUAAUAAUUCGACCCUCCUCGUUGGUAUUUA